Molecule: messenger RNA, 3239 nt
Organism: Monosiga brevicollis MX1
Lineage: Eukaryota; Choanoflagellata; Craspedida; Salpingoecidae
Exons: 21
Coding region: 1-3063 (1020 amino acids)
Biological process (GO): tRNA modification; negative regulation of cyclin-dependent protein serine/threonine kinase activity; intracellular signal transduction
Cellular component (GO): mitochondrion; cytosol
Molecular function (GO): tRNA-2-methylthio-N(6)-dimethylallyladenosine(37) synthase activity; 4 iron, 4 sulfur cluster binding
Source: RefSeq, a predicted model, not a curated record
AUGGAGAUGGUCAGUCGAAUGGCAAUGGCAUCGUUUGCUGCCAAGUCGCUGCGCAUGCGUGCGCCAAGCGCGGGCCUGGUCACGCGGCUGCAACAGCAUGCGCUGCGCCAGCCCGCGCGCGCCGCGGCAGGCCUCUCCCCGAUGAUUCUCAAUACGACAGCACCGCUUGGGGUCCACCAGCGCAACCACGGCACAGCCCGCAAGCGCAAAGUUGCCGCAGAUGGACCUGGAUUUGAAGACUUUUUGCGACAGUCUUCCACCCCACUCGCAGACGACAAGGCCGACCCCGACAAGUAUCGCCCGCGCGACGCGCCCUAUGCCCCUAUCGACGAGCAAUCGCUUCUCGGCCGCAAGGUUCACAUUGAGGCCUACGGCUGUCAAAUGAACGUUAGCGAUGCGGAAAUUGCCUGGUCCAUUCUCAAAAACGCCGGCUGUGUCCGUUGUGAUACGGCGGAAGAGGCCGAUGUCACGUUGCUCGUCACCUGCGCCAUCCGUGAGAAUGCAGAAAACAAAAUCUGGUCUCGCCUCAACCAGCUCAAGGCGCACAAGCGUCGGCUUGGCCGAACUCGCAACUUUCAGAUUGGCGUCUUGGGCUGCAUGGCUGAGCGCCUCAAGCACAAGCUCUUGGAGCAGGAAAAAGCCAUUGAUCUGGUCGCUGGGCCCGAUGCCUACCGUGAUUUGCCCCGCAUGCUCAUGGACUCGGCUCAGGGUCAAGCGCAGGUCAAUGUUCUGCUCUCUCUGGAUGAGACCUAUGCCGACAUUACCCCCGUGCGCACCAAUCCCAACUCGCCGGCGGCCUUUGUGUCCAUCCAGCGCGGUUGCGCCAACAACUGCUCGUACUGCAUUGUUCCCUUUACGCGAGGGCGCGAGCGCAGCCGCCAGAUUGAGACCAUCGUUGAGGAAGUUGCUCAUCUUAGCCGCCAGGGAGUCAAGGAAGUCACCCUUCUCGGCCAAAACGUCAACUCGUACCGCGAUCUCACGGGCAUUGACGAUGUACGCAACGAGCCCGUCGUGAGCAUGGCCAAGGGCUUUGGCACCAUCUACAAGCCUCGUCGUGGAGGCCGCGGCUUUGGUGAGCUGCUCCGUGCUGUGGCCGAGGUUGAUCCGACCAUGCGCAUCCGCUUUACAUCGCCCCACCCCAAGGACUUUCCCGACGACGUUCUCGAGGCCAUUGCUACCACCCCUAACAUUUGCAAGCAAAUUCACAUCCCGGCUCAAAGUGGCAGCACCCGCAUGCUCGAGCUGAUGCGCCGCAAUCACACUCGCGAAGCGUAUCUUGAUCUUGUGCAGCACAUGCGUCAAGUGAUUCCUGGUGUGGCACUGAGCAGCGACUUUAUUGCGGGUUUCUGUGGUGAGACGGAGGCGGAUCACGAGGAUACGCGCAGUUUGAUCGAGAUGGUUGAUUAUGACAUGGCCUUUCUCUUCGCCUACAGCAUGCGUGCCAAGACGCAUGCCUACCACCGGAUGCAAGACGAUGUUCCCGAGGACGUGAAGAAGCGUCGCCUGGAGGAGAUUCGUGAUCAAUUCUAUGGCGGAGCCACGCUCAAGAAUCAGCGCCGAAUCGGCUCGUUGCAAUUGGUGCUCGUGGAGAAGCGCAGCCGUCGCAAUCAGGACGAGUGGAGCGGUCGGACCGAUGGCAACAUUCGUGCCGUCUUCACCGACGCUGAGGUUCCAGAUGUUCAGGGCUUGUUGCGCCGUGCCAACGUCGGCGAGUACGUGGUGGUACAGAUCGAGGGUGCAACGGCCAUGACGCUGCGCGGGCGACCCCUGGCCAUUGUGGAGCAGCCCAAUCUGAGCGUAUUGGAGUCUUUCGGAGUCACCGCCCUCAUGCCUUUUGGUCGCAAAUCCAGCGCGCGUCGCAGUCGUCGCAAUGAGGACAUCACGCAGGAGCCGGAUGAGGGCUGGAUCCACGAUGACAAUGCCCUCAUGCUGGGUGAUGGCUUUUUCUACAGCUACCCCGUCGAGUUUUUGGGCAGCGUUGAGAUUCCCAAGAGCAUGAACGAAGUGGCCUUGGGCAGCCGCACUCAGAUCGUGCGCUACCUCAUGAAUCGUCUGAUGGUGGAGACCAAGCGCCUCAAAAAGGCGGGCAAGCCCCCUAAAGGGUUUGAUGAGUUUGUCAACGGACCCAUCACCUCGGCUGAGGUCCCCGUCAGUUUUGGCAUCGCCGCCGACGGCAUGGUCGUUGUUCUCAACACCCCCAACCAACGCCCCGACGAGCAACCCCCGCUGCUCUUUUACCACGCCAUGCGGAUGAUCUCCAUCGCCACCGGUGGCGACCAGGAUACCUAUGAACUUGUUUCCUAUGUCGCCAAGGAUGCGUCGGGCAAACGAAGCUGCUUCAUCUUCAACUGCGGUGAUGACGCUGAUGAUGUGCUCACAACGCUCGGCCAGUCCUUCCUGUUGGCUCAAGAACUGGCUCUGAAGAAGCGCGAGCGCCCCAAAACAGACUCAGUCAAGAAGGAGUAUCUCGACAUGGUGCCUGAAAGCGAUGAGGCUGAGGAGCAUGUGUACGGCGACGCCUCAGUGACGUCAGCUAUGGCCAAUGCUAUCCAGGAGCAGCCUGCCUACGACGUGGCCACGCCGGCAAUCGCGGAGCAGCCAUCUUAUGACGUGGCCAUCGGUGCCGCACCCGUCUUGCCCGAUGAGGUUGUGUACGACAACCCUCUCAGCGCAGUGCCCACCCCGGGUCGCGUCAUCACCUCCCCGUCGUACGAAACAGCUCGCAACGACAUGCCCAGCGAACCGUUGUAUGACACGGCAACGACCAAGAUUGUCAAGGCCUUGAACAAGCGUGACUCGAUUCGUCGUUCCAUGCGCGCCUCCAUGAAGCAAUCCACGAAGCGCGAGUCGCGCAAGGUCAAGAAGAACACCCCUCCCGCAGAAGAGCUCUCAAAGGAGGAGGUGCAAUUGCGCAAGGCAGAACAGGAGGAGAUGGCACGCCCCUCCUGGAUCUGCAUUUCCGAAACAGCCAAGGAAGAGGCGUCUGGCACCGACUUGGCAUCGCUUCUCUCGCAAUUCAAGCAACAGGCCAUCCAAGACGACUCGGAUGAGGGCGAAGAGUAACCUCGGAUCACAUAAUUCGAUACUCUUCUGGUGAUGAAUAUCCAUCGCUUGAGCCAGCUGUUCGUUGCCUUGUGUUGUUUGCUUUUGCUGUCUUUUCUAUCCUUUACGUUUCUUCCUUUUCUUUUGACUAUUGCUUGCUUGCCUUGAUCUUGACGUAAUAAUUGAGUCUGGUUUGU